Messenger RNA from Lactuca saligna, 1428 nucleotides. The record is from the annotation of a GenBank genome assembly. Lineage: Eukaryota; Viridiplantae; Streptophyta; Magnoliopsida; Asterales; Asteraceae.
AUGGCUAACCUAUGGCAAACUGUGAUGGCGAUUCACCGCCCAAUGCCGAAGACUAUGGCGAUGGUUGGCAUUCAAGCUUUUGACCUAAUACACUUCAUCAGAGAAAGAGAAGGAAGAUUCGAUGAAUUCAAUCAGACGGUCAAUUGUUCACUUCUCGAGAUACGGCUUGGAAGAACUCUACAGAAGUUGGAUUCACUUUUAUUGGGUAGGAUGUUGAACACAAUAGGGGAGGAUGUUGAACACAACCCUAAGGCUGUUGAAGUUGAUAAAUCUGAUAUUUCUGGUCUUACAUGGAUGAAAGUUCCAUGGACUAAUCAGCUUGCUGUUAGAAUCAAAGAUGGUUUGAAGUACAAGUUCACUGGUUUUCGUGAUCAGAUGAGUGUGCAAAAGAUGAUGAACAUUGGUUUGAACAUGGAUGAGAACACAACAGGGGAGGAUGUUGAACACAAACCUAAGGUAUCCCUACAUGUUGAUGAUGCUGCUGUUCUUUGUGAGUAUAAGAUAUACCAAACAUGGAUGGAUAUAUCUAAAGAGUAUACACACUUCCCUUACAUAACCAAUUGGAAACUAAAUUCUGCCAAAGUGAAUACAUGGCCACAAGACCUUCAUAGGAAUGCUGAUGACCAAAGAAAAUGCUUCUCUGAUUCGAGACAUGUUUCAGUGGAGGAUAAAACAAGCAAUGAUGAUGUUGGUGUUACUGUGGUUAAACCUAAUGAAACUAUGCCAGAGUAUGAGGGUUUUACCAUAGAUGAAAAGGAACUGGAAAAUGCUGAAGGAGGUGGUGGAAUAGAUUUUGACAAGCUUGAAUUGCCUAGUUCCCCAUCGGUUUCCACAUGUGCUAGUAUUAGAAGGAAUGCAUCCCUUCAGAUUUGUUUUUUUACCUUUUAUCACAUGUUUGAUAUGUUUCAGGCCUUGAUCAAUGUCUUACACAAGGACUAUACAAAUCCUAUGCUUCCUGUUGCAUCUUCAACAAUAGAUGCUACUGGCAAUAUAGAUACUGUGACUAACUUCAUAGAUUUAGAGUCCUUGAGUGGUGUUAUUAAGGAAGAUUGGAGACAAGUCAGGCACACAUUUAAAAAAAUCAGCACAUAUCUUGUUUACAGUGAGGCACACAUUAGCUUGUGGCAUUGUCGGGUGAGGGCAAGGUGGGAUAGCCCAUAUCAGGGCGUUGUCCAUAUGGUGGCUGUGAGGAUGGGACCGACCAAGAAUUGCCUUGGAGAUAUUGUUGUUGUUGGAAGUUGUUCCAAGGAGAAGGAGGUCCAUGAGUUUGAGAAAACGACCUCUGAUGUUGGUAUUGAUGUUGUGAGCCACGACCCCACCCAUUGUUGCCUCGUACUUUACCACAUCCAUGUCCCCAGUUGUGGAAGUUGCCACGGCCCCUGCCACUAUCAGACCAAGGUUGAGGAAAAGGUGUGGUUCCCAGAUUAG